AUGUCCCGCCUCCCGCCCCUCGUCAUCGACAAUGGAACAGGCUACACAAAGAUGGGCUUUGCUGGCAACAGCGAGCCGUCGUUUGUGUUCCCCACCGCGAUCGCAACGCACCAGACGGCCAGCAGCUCGUCCAACACUGCUUCGGCGCAGACCCGCUCUGCCCCGGCCAGCGCAUCGACCAACCUGGCCAGCAAGCGUGGUAUCGAGGACCUCGACUUCUUCAUUGGUGACGAGGCCAUCGCCAACUCGAGGACGUACCAGGUCCACUACCCCAUCCGCCACGGCAUGAUCGAGAACUGGGACUACAUGGAGCGCUUCUGGGAGCAGUGUAUCUUCAAGUACCUCCGUGCCGAGCCCGAGGACCACUACGUGCUGCUUACCGAGCCCCCCCUCAACCCUCCCGAGAACCGUGAGAACACUGCCGAGAUCAUGUUCGAGUCGUUCAACGUUGGCGGUCUGUACAUUGCCGUCCAGGCCGUGCUGGCGCUCGCUGCGUCGUGGACGUCCAACAAGGUCGCCGAGCGCACCCUGACCGGUGUGGUCAUUGACUCUGGUGAUGGUGUCACCCACACGAUCCCCGUCGCCGAGGGCUACGUGAUUGGUUCGUCGAUCAAGCACAUUCCCAUCGCCGGUCGCGACAUUACGUCGUUUGUCCAGCGCCUGCUCCGUGAGCGCGGCGAGUCUGCUGCCAUCCCGCCCGAGGACCAGCUCCGUGUCGCCGAGAAGAUCAAGGAGGACUACACCUAUGUCUGCCAGGAUAUUGUCAAGGAGUUUAAAAAGUACGAUGCCGACCCGUACCGCUACUUUGCGCGCUUCAGCGGCGAGCACAGCGUCACGCAGAGGAAAUACGACAUUGAUGUCGGGUACGAGCGUUUCCUCGCGCCGGAAAUCUUCUUCAACCCGGAAAUCUACUCGUCCGACUUCCUCACCCCGCUCCCCGAGGUCGUCGACACGGUCAUCCAGACAUCGCCCAUCGACGUCCGUCGCGGCCUGUACAAGAACAUUGUCCUGUCGGGCGGUUCCACCAUGUUCAAGGACUUUGGCAAGCGCCUCCAGCGCGACGUCAAGGCCCUCGUCGACGGCCGUAUCGCCGGUAGCGAGGAGCGCUCGGGCAGCCACAUGCGCUCGUCGGGCGUCGAGGUCAACGUCAUCUCGCACAAGCGCCAGCGCUACGCCGUGUGGUACGGCGGCUCGCUCAUGGCGUCCACGCCCGAGUUUUACAACGUCUCCCACUCGCGCGCCGACUAUGAAGAGUACGGCCCGUCCCUGGUCCGCCGGUUCUCGGUCUUUGGCAGCGCCUCGUAG
This is a messenger RNA of Apiotrichum porosum, 1305 nucleotides long. It is a transcript of the gene ARP3, whose product is annotated as actin. Gene Ontology annotation, cellular component: Arp2/3 protein complex; actin cortical patch. The transcript has 4 exons. Gene Ontology annotation, biological process: Arp2/3 complex-mediated actin nucleation. Gene Ontology annotation, molecular function: actin filament binding. NCBI's taxonomy places the organism in Eukaryota, Fungi, Basidiomycota, Tremellomycetes, Trichosporonales, Trichosporonaceae. The record is from RefSeq and is a predicted model, not a curated record. Bases 1 to 1305 code for a protein of 434 amino acids.